AAUCAACUGUAUCUGUCCCAAAGUAAAACCUUCCGCUCGCCUCGGCUGACAGCGUCCGUCGCGUGUGAAUGGCCGCAACAGACACUGUGAUCAACCACCCAGUAUCCUCAACGUCACCUGCAUGUGGACAAACAGCUGUUGCGUAUCACCAGAGCAUUUUACCCAUCCAGCCUUUUCAGCCUAGUUCUAGUUCUUAUUCAUUAUCUCAAACCAAACCAAAACCAGCUAUUGAGACAAGAAAGAAAAAAAAAGGGUAUAGAGUACCCUACGUGUACAAGACAAGCAUUAGCAGGUAAAAAUCCGGCGCCAUUCUUACUGCAAGCCAAACCAGAAUCCGAGCGAAACCGCCCCCUUAUUGUACCGUGCCAGCAAAAAGCCUACAGACCAAACCGGCCAGCCUCACCCAACCGCGAAAAAAAAGGCUUCGGACUUUUUUUGAUCGUCGUCCGAUACCCAAACCCGACCGAACUCACCCUCUUCUUGUCCCCGUUUUGCCCAAUAUUCCCCCCGAUGGCUGACCUGGACUCCGCGGCCGGCCCGACAUGGGAUUACAUCGCCAAGCUGGUGUGCAUCGGCGACUCGGGAUGCGGCAAGUCGAGCCUUACUGUCCGGCUCUGUGAGGGCCGCUUCGUUACGCACCACGACGUGACCAUCGGGGUUGAGUUUGGGAGCCGCGUCGUCCCCGUGGGCCCGCCAUACAGCCGGAGGUUAGCAGCGGCGUCAACGUCGUCUUCGUCGUCGUUACACUCCCGUCCCGCAACGGCAGACGCAAACGCCACGCCGUCGGCCACGGGCGGCCUGCCGGCACCGCCGAGGCCCCCCGCACCCGACCCUCCGCAGAAGCACAUGAAGCUGUCGCUGUGGGACACGGCCGGGCAGGAGACGUACAAGUCGGUGACGCGCUCCUACUUUCGCGGCGCGUCGGGCGCCCUGCUCGUCUUUGACCUGUCGCGCCGCCAGACCUUUCAGCACGUCACUGACUGGCUCAACGACCUCCGUCAGAUCGCCGAGGAGGACAUCGUCGUCGUCCUGGUCGGCAACAAGGCCGAUUUGACGCGUACCAGCAGUAGCGGCGGCGCCGAGGGCGAGUCAGCUGCCGACGAUGUGCCUAACAAGCGCGAGGUAACGCGGGAGGAGGCUGAGGCUUGGGCUAAGCGGAAUAAUGUCCUCGAGUACGUUGAGACGUCGGCCAAAAGCGGCGAGAACGUCGAGAUGGCGUUCAUGCGUGUCGCUGAGCGCAUCUUUCAAAAUAUAGAGGCUGGAAAGUAUGACCUGAACGACAGGCGGUCAGGCGUCAAGGGUCCUGCCGCCACUGUGCCUGGGGCGAGGACGCUUCAGCUGCAGCCUGACCCGCGGAAAGGUUCGAGCUUUGGCUGCUGUUGAUCAUUAUAAAACCUGGGGGAUGUAUAUGACGCAGACGGAACCAGGCUAUUCGAUAUGGCUCGAGUAUCCUAGACUACAGCUAUAGUUUGUUCCGUUCACGUAGAUUAGUGGCACGGUGCGCAUGGACAGCGGUUCUCUCACGCAAGAUAUCCAUCACGUCCUAGUUUGCCAGCUGGCUCAAAGCAUGUAUAUCUAAAAAUACGUUAAUUUAUAAUGAGAUCAUGAGCGCAGAAACUGGGAUCCAUAACACUCGAAAGAAAUCAAGACAUGAGCCUCAAGUCAACAAAUGAAAAUCCGGGGCUUUGUAUUAAUCUG
Messenger RNA from Pyricularia oryzae 70-15, 1698 nucleotides. RefSeq names its product GTP-binding protein ypt4. Gene Ontology annotation, cellular component: endosome. NCBI's taxonomy places the organism in Eukaryota, Fungi, Ascomycota, Sordariomycetes, Magnaporthales, Pyriculariaceae. Gene Ontology annotation, biological process: regulation of endocytosis. The coding region runs from base 511 to 1383 and encodes 290 amino acids. Gene Ontology annotation, molecular function: GTPase activity; GTP binding. The record is from RefSeq and is a predicted model, not a curated record. The transcript has a single exon.